UCGCAAGUGUACGAAACCCGAUGUCAAGAUGGGAUCCAAAACCGAUGGAGAUGAUAUCCCUCGAUACAAUGGUCCAGACUCCUCGCCUAUGCUCAACCCAACUGGUGGAGAAGCACGAGGUGUUCACAUUGCAAGAGAUGGGGACGGUGUCACGGGAGGCGAGCAAGGAGAUGAUGGCGACGACGACGAAGAUGCCGACGUGACUGGUUUCUCACCACCAGCAACUUCGGCAUCAACCACCAUCCCUCCCAAAAGGAAGCGGCAGAAGCACAAGAAGAAGAAGACCAUUUCAGCGCCCAAGCAGUCAUCGCCUCCAAGAGUGCCGGUCUCUGAACUGUUUCCACAAGCCAACUACACAACUGGGGAACUGCAAGAAUAUGACUCUGUGCACACGGCCACGGCUCGGACGACGGCUGAAGAGCUUCGUUAUAACGACCGCCAGGUCGUCCAAGGAAGUACUUUCCUAAGCGACUACCGACAAGCAGCAGAAGUGCAUCGCCAGGUACGAUACUGGGUUCAACAGAAUGUCAAACCUGGGCAAACACUGAUGGACAUUGCUAUGGGUAUCGACGAUGGCGUCCGGGCGCUACUCGGUAACGCUGGGCUCGAACCUGGAGACAGUCUCAAGGCCGGAAUGGGUUUUCCCACAGGUCUUUCACUCAAUCAUGGCGUCGCUCAUUAUACACCCAAUCCAGGUCAAAGGGAUAUUGUUUUGCAGCAGAGUGACGUGAUGAAGGUGGACUUCGGCGUUCAUAUCAAUGGUUGGAUUAUCGAUAGCGCCUUCACCAUGGCUUUUGACCCUAUGUACGACAAUCUUUUGGCCGCUGCUAAAGACGCGACCAACGCCGGCAUACAGACUGCUGGUAUUGAUGUCCGCAUCUGCGACGUCAGUGCUGCAAUUCAAGAGGCCAUGGAAAGUUAUGAGGUUGACAUCCGCGGUGAAACAUUCCCUGUCAAGGCUGUAAGGAGUCUAUGCGCCCACGACAUCAAACAUUACCGCAUUCAUGGCGGGAAGUCGAUACCAUUUGUCAAGAAUGCAGACCAGACCAAGAUGGAAGAAGGCGAAGUAUUCGCCAUUGAGACGUUUGGAACUACCGGACGUGGAGUUCUAGUUGACGAUGAGGGAAUUUAUGGCUAUGGCUUGAGUCAUGACGCUCCAAAGCAGGUGACAUUGCCUCUUGUCUCCGCCAACCGUCUGUACAAGACCAUCAAGAAGAACUUUGGAACCCUUGUUUUCUGCCACCGCUAUCUUGCUCGUCUUGGCCUUGAAAGGUACCUGGCAGGCUUGAAUUGCCUGGAACGCAAUGGGAUAGUCGAGUCUUAUCAACCCCUCGCAGAUGUCAAAGGAUCCUACUCGGCCCAGUUCGAACAUACAAUCCUGCUCCGAGAGUCGUGCAAGGAGGUGCUCAGUCGAGGUACCGACUAUUAGGACCAACCCCUUCAACUCUGUAGGCAGAGCUCCAGUACGCGUGCAUAGCUUCAACACGACUGCAUGCGUUGGUCGCGAUUGAUCGCAUCAUUUCAACACAAUUGAUGGCGUCAAACAAGAAUGCAUGGUUUCAACACGACUGCAUUACUUUGAGACGAUUGCAUUGCUUUCAACAGCAAUGCGUUCCCUUCAACACUAGUACAGUAUUGCUUUCAGUAUGAUCGACUUCGAGCUUCGUUAUCGAGUCAAAUUCAAUUAUGCCUUGAUCUUCACGUAAUCUUCUUAGACAUGCGAAUUCUACAUGCUUCGAAACAGGAUACCAUCGAGUGGGUAGACCUAA
This is a messenger RNA of Exophiala viscosa, 1769 nucleotides long. Its product is annotated as methionine aminopeptidase 2-like protein. The transcript is spliced from 6 exons. The record is from RefSeq and is a predicted model, not a curated record. Lineage: Eukaryota; Fungi; Ascomycota; Eurotiomycetes; Chaetothyriales; Herpotrichiellaceae. Bases 29 to 1429 code for a protein of 466 amino acids. Gene Ontology annotation, biological process: proteolysis. Gene Ontology annotation, molecular function: metalloaminopeptidase activity. Gene Ontology annotation, cellular component: cytoplasm.